AUGUUGAAAUGGUUGAUCACCAAUGCCCGAGCAGCUGUGGUCACCCUUGAUGCGGUCAACAACCUUAAAAAGGGCCACCCCAUCAUCAAAUUGCAAGGAUGUAUUGGUGCUGUGAUUCAAAUUGUCAUCGGGAGAACCGAUAAUCCUUGGUUUCCCGAAUUCGGCACACUCUUGUCACUAGAAGAAGGAGAACGAGUCAAGGUCAAGAGACAGGCUCAAGGCGUGAUGGACUUGCAUGUGGAAGCAUCCUCUGCCGAGGAUGGGCGUGUCUCAACCGAUUUUGUGGACGACGAAGCCAAGAAGACCAAAAGAUCCGUUUCCAUUACGCCAGCAAUGAGUAUGUUACUAUACAACCUGCUGGGGGUUGAUGCGACCAUUUAUGACAAUUGGGAUGGACUUGAGGUUACCACAGCGCUACAUGCUGUGUAUCUGGAGACACUGAGCAACUCCACUACCCAAGAAAAGGGUGUGUGUCUCGCCCGCUUGACAAAAGCGGUGCCGCCACCAAAAGCGACGAAGCGAAUUCACAUCCCUUCUCAAGCUGACACUCCUACCAUAUUUAUAAAUGGAGAAAAAGCGCCUUUUUGCGAUGUCAUCACCAAUUUCCGAGGCCUUCAGGCGAAGCACACGAAGAAUGGAGAAGAAUAUGAUCUCUUCCUCGGUGAGGAAUUGCAGAAAUGGGGUCUCCUGAAGACGGAGCUAUCAGAGGUCAUGCUGAGUGGGCAAAGCGUUGAUCCACCAGCUGAUGAUGCAACUGAUGAUGAGCAAAGCAUGGAAGCUUCAGCUGAUGAUGAUUGUGAAGAAGAAGUCGAAAAUGAAGUCUCGGAAGCUGCAGCUACUGCAAAAGACAAUGGCGCAGGCGCUGGUAGCUCAAGCACGCAGGCGAAUACCGACAAAGACAAGGGAAGAAGAAGGAAAAGAGCCAGAAGGCAUUCAGAAUGGGCAACGCAACGAUGGGUGCUUUUUUGCACACUUGGAAGAAUGCCAUUACAGCGACCUCCGAAGAUGCGAAUGCAGAAGAGAGCAACCCGAUCGCCCCGCGGUUUCUGA
This is a messenger RNA of Seminavis robusta, 1050 nucleotides long. The record is from the annotation of a GenBank genome assembly. NCBI's taxonomy places the organism in Eukaryota, Bacillariophyta, Bacillariophyceae, Naviculales, Naviculaceae.